UUACUUCCGGUCUGAUUUAAUGGCCGAGUUCGGCUGUUGAGAAAUUUUUGGGCAAAUUCUCCUGAUUUUGCUUCAGGAAUACAGAAAUACAUUUAUAAGAAAGUAUAACACAGCAUUCCGAGUUGGGUUUGUUCUCCGACGGCGAUAUUUUGUUUUACGUUUAACAGAAAAGGUUUCCAACAGAUUCGGAACCCAAUUAAAAACCCCGAAACAAACUCAUUAACAAAUUACAAUAACAUCACAAAAACAAAAACCUUCCAACUUGUUGUUGAACGAUUUUUGAAACAAAGAAAACCUGUGGUAAACACAAUGAGUUUGGGGAAUGAUAAACAAAUGGAAACCACCAAAGAGGAAUGGAUGGAGAAGUUGAACAAUUUACACAUCACCAGAGCUGAUAUGAACAGAUUGAUUAUGAAUUAUUUGGUCACAGAGGGUUUUAAAGAAGCUGCCGAAAAAUUCCGAGUGGAAUCCGGGAUUCAGCCUUCAGUGGAUUUGGAUCAGCUGGAUGAGAGGAUUAAGAUUCGAGAUGCUAUACAGAAUGGUCGUAUCCAAGAAGCCAUUUCACUUGUUAAUAGUCUCCAUCCAGAGUUGUUAGACAAUGAUCGUUAUCUCUAUUUUCACCUGCAGCAACAACACCUCAUUGAACUGAUCCGUGACAAAGACGUGGAAGCGGUCCUAGAAUAUGCCCAAAACCAUCUGGCAGAACGUGGAGAAGAGAAUCCAGAAAUCUUAUCAGAAUUAGAAAGGACUUUAGCUCUUCUGGCAUUUGAAGACCCAGAGAAUUCUCCAUUCGGAGAGUUACUCCAUCCGUCUCAAAGACAAAAGGUUGCCAGUGAGCUUAACGCUGCCAUUUUGGAUGUUGAUUCCACCCCUAAACUUGCAAAUCUUCUCAAGUUAUUGUUAUGGGCCCAAGAGGAAUUAGACAAGAAGAAAGUGAAAUAUCCGAAACUGGUUGAUUUGGCCAAAGGAGAGAUUGACUUCCCAAAAUAAUUGAUUUCUUGGGGGUUUCUUUUUUUUUGUUUGGUCUAUCCAGGAAAAAAAAGAAAGAAAGAAAGAAACGACUAUCUGAAUAAACUGAUAUUUAGAAGAACUAAUUUUGGGGGCAUCGAGUGAGACCCAAUCAGUUGGAAGUUGGCGGGCUUUACCAUUUGUUUCCAAACCAGAUUUGGUAAAUAUUUAUGGUUUAUUGUAUAUUGACAUUUCUUUAAAUAUUUGUUGCUAUGACAACAGCAAAUUUCAGUUGUUUUCUAAUAAGGACUUCUGGAAACUUUAACUGCACACUUCAUGUGACUCUCUUUUCACCCAUCAAACAAUAAAAAAAGUUUUUUUUUUGUUAUUUAACUUAUUUUAAA
Molecule: messenger RNA, 1352 nt
Organism: Octopus sinensis (East Asian common octopus)
Lineage: Eukaryota; Metazoa; Mollusca; Cephalopoda; Octopoda; Octopodidae
Product: glucose-induced degradation protein 8 homolog
Exons: 5
Coding region: 310-990 (226 amino acids)
Biological process (GO): proteasome-mediated ubiquitin-dependent protein catabolic process
Cellular component (GO): cytoplasm; nucleus
Molecular function (GO): protein binding
Source: RefSeq, a predicted model, not a curated record